Helobdella robusta is the source of this 1231-nucleotide messenger RNA. RefSeq lists its product as hypothetical. Bases 17 to 1231 code for a protein of 404 amino acids. NCBI's taxonomy places the organism in Eukaryota, Metazoa, Annelida, Clitellata, Rhynchobdellida, Glossiphoniidae. The record is from RefSeq and is a predicted model, not a curated record. The transcript is spliced from 6 exons.
UUAUUGUGAAAGGAAAAUGCAGAAAUCUUCUUCCGAAACAACAUCGUCAAGAAUGACAACAACAUUAUCGUUGCUUGUUGUUUUUGUUGUUGUGUCUGCUGUCAUGGGUUCAACAAUUGCUGAUCAGUCUAAAAACACAGAGAAAAUUGCAAUUUUGGAAGGAAGCAACUAUGAAUUGAUCUGCAACUACUCUCAUAGAAGACCCAGCAUUUUGUUCUGGUCUGAAACCGUGACCGCGCAAUCUCAAGGGAAAUCACAAAUUGGCAGCGUGAACUUUAAAGAUAACAGCGUGCUACCUUAUCCAGAUUAUACUUUUAAAAAUGUGAAAAUAAACCGGGCCACUUUCAGUUUGAUGAUCACCAACAUAUCUCAAACACAGGGCGGUGAAUACUAUUGCAGCGACACCGAUAUAGAUAACGUCAUCUCAAAGUUUGAUAUCAAUGUCUGCGGUGGCAUAAUAUUUGAAGUUCCAAACGAGCUAGAAGAAAAGAAAGAUUACAAAAUAAAGUGCAAAGUGAGCUGCACUGGUUUGACCACUCUGAAAAUGUACAUCGUCCUGGGUGGCGAGCAGGUGUUGCUGCAGCAGAGCACGCUCUCAAAUGAAGAUGUCUACGACUACUUCGGUGGUGAGAUAAACUACCAAGCGUCUGGCGAGGACGAUGGCAAGGAGAUCCAAUGCAUCAGCAGUCUCCCUAUCGUCAACUAUGACAAAAAACUCGCCACUAGGAAGCUGUCCGUCAAAUACGCCCCAAACAAGCUGUCCAUCCAACCAGAAGUGACUGAUUUGAGAGAGACUGACGAAAAAAUCCUCUGCACCUCGAACGGCAACCCGAAGCAGAGCGUGAGUCUGGUGGUGCACGGUCACCAGGCAACUUCGCAAACGCCGCUUGGGACUGCCAGCGUGAAUGUGGCCGACCUACCGUUCAACGAAACUGUCACUGCCUCCUGUGAAGUCAAACCGGCUGGUGGCCUGCCAUCCAUCAAGACCAGCAAAACUUUCAGGACCCGUCCGGCGCCCGCCAAGCAGAAAGCCCUAGAAUCUUCCGGAAACUGCAACAUCCUCAUCCAAUCAAUCCUCAACCAUACAUCCAACAAUCCUCAACCAUACAUCCAACGAUCCUUAACCAUGCAUCCAACACUCCUCAACCAUGCAUCCAACAAUCCUCAACCAUACAUCCAACAAUACUCAAGUGCAUCCAACAACACAAAUUUAGACUACACCGUACAUUAG